AUGUCGCGCGCUCUUUCCUUCCCGCGUUUCAGCGCUCCUUUGCGGAGGAACUUCCUCGCACUCCUCGUUUCAGCGUCCGUUGCGCUGGGCUUCUUUGCGGGUCCCGUCAUCGCCUUUCGAUCGCCCGCCUCUCACCCCUCUUUCGGCUCAGCGGCAACCUCCAACCGACUCUCGCAAAAUCCUCUUUCGCCAGCUGCGGAGCCAUCGGGGCUGCCCACCCAUACCUUCGUGCGCAUGACGAGGUGUACAUACACCGCACCGGCUCUGGGGCGCCAGGCGCUGCGCCAGGAGGGCGUUCUGGGCGGCUCGGCUCUCUGGGCUGCUCGCCGAGGCUUCGUCGGUGGCAACUGGAAAUGCAACGGCACGACAGCGAAGACGAAGGAACUCGUCGACAUGCUGAACUCGGCCCCAAUCUCCUUUGAACAAGUCGAUGUGGUUGUUGCGCCGCCCAGUCUCUUCAUUUCGCAAGUGCAAGACAGCCUUCGGAAUCCAGGUGUCCAAGUCGCUGCUCAGGAUUCCUCCGCCCAACAGGCCUACGGCGCCUUCACUGGCGAGCUAUCCCCGAAAAUGAUCAAGGAAAAAAACAUUCCGUGGGUGGUUUUGGGGCACAGCGAGCGCCGCGCCGGCUUCGGCGGACAGCCGGGCGAAUCCAACCAAGUCGUGGCGAAGAAAGUGCGCGGUGCGCUCGACGAGGGUCUCCGCGUCAUUCUGUGUAUCGGCGAGACGCUGGACGAGCGCGAAAGUGGUCAGACGCAGAGAGUGUUGAGUGAACAACUCGAGGCUGUCCGGCUCGCCGUUCCCAACGAACAAGACUGGAAAUCGAUCGUCAUCGCCUACGAGCCUGUGUGGGCGAUAGGCACCGGGAGAACGGCGACCGCUGCCUUGGCACAAGAAACACAUCGCGACAUUCGCAACUGGUUAGCCCGCGCGGUGUCCCCGGCAGUGGCAGAAGCGACGCGUGUGAUCUACGGAGGCUCUGUCAAGGGCAGUAACGCGAAGGAGCUGUUUGCUGGCGAAGACGUCGACGGGUUCCUCGUCGGCGGUGCCUCGCUGACUGGCGAUUUUGUCUCGAUUAUUGACGCGGCGAAGCGAGAGGGGGAGACUUCCGCACAGACACCACGGCCGCUGCGUCUGUACAGCGUUCAUCCUGAGACAUGA
This is a messenger RNA of Neospora caninum, 1158 nucleotides long. RefSeq lists its product as hypothetical. Gene Ontology annotation, molecular function: triose-phosphate isomerase activity. Gene Ontology annotation, cellular component: cytosol. Gene Ontology annotation, biological process: glycerol catabolic process; gluconeogenesis; glyceraldehyde-3-phosphate biosynthetic process. NCBI's taxonomy places the organism in Eukaryota, Apicomplexa, Conoidasida, Eucoccidiorida, Sarcocystidae. Bases 1 to 1158 code for a protein of 385 amino acids. The transcript is spliced from 9 exons. The record is from RefSeq and is a predicted model, not a curated record.